Messenger RNA from Funneliformis mosseae, 699 nucleotides. The record is from the annotation of a GenBank genome assembly. Lineage: Eukaryota; Fungi; Glomeromycota; Glomeromycetes; Glomerales; Glomeraceae.
AUGGUUGUGGUAGCAGCAGAGCAAGCUGCCAACAUUGAAAAUGUUAGUAAUCGUGCAUAUAGUCCACAAAUUUCAUUUCUCAGUAUUUCAGAAAUAAAGGAAGCACAACAAGAUACUACUAUGGCAAACUUCAGUUCCUCUGAAUUAACCUACAAUGGUAGUGACCAACUACCAAUGAGGAAUUUACGUAGAAUUUCUAUUACUGAAUUUAUUUUAGAAAAAAUGUUUAUGCCAUCUUUACUAUUGUCUACACCAAUCUUAAUUGUUACGUCGUAUAAAAGAAGCAUCCAUCAAAGAAACGAUGCACCAAUUUCCGACGAUUUACAAAAAUUAAAGACCAAUUAUCAACAAUCUAUUCAACAUCAUACUGCUAAUGCAAAAAACCCGUCAAUUGAUAAUUUGAAAACCAGAGAAUAUUUUUUCAUUUUGCUAGAAAACGAAAUGAAAAUCAUAGACAAAAUGUUAAAAACUGCCAAAUUACUUGAUACACAAUUUCGUUUAUUAAGAGAAGACAUGCCUAAUCCUAUUGUUAUGGGUGUAUUGAGCUUUAUCACUGCAUUAUCAAAGGGUUGGAACACACUAAUAACGGGAUAUCUUCCGAAGAAAAUCCAAAGUGUAUGUGGCAGAAUACAAGUAUAUAGAAAUGUAGAAUUCGUUAAUGAUACUUGUGAUAGAAGGAAAGGUUUAUUUAUAUCUUAA